GCACCCUCAUCUCGGCAGCAGCACAGCAGAACGCGGUAGUGGCAAUAAAUUAGCAGCAGGAGCAGCAGCACAACAGCAGUUCGGAGGAGGCGGUCACCGGACCCACAUUUGCACAUCUCUCGCUCAGGCUUGGACCAGAACGAAAAACCCAAGCAGCCCAGCGCAGAGCAGAGAGCCAGGCGGCCCUCUUCCCAAAUCCCCCUUCUUUCCUCUUUCUUGUUGUCGCUCCUCCCCUCCGUUGCAUACCCAGCUCGACCCUCGAGAUCCGCUUACCCGCAGAGAAAAUCCACUGCGAUCUGGAGACGGAGAAUGUGAAGGGGAAGCAGCAGUAGCGGCAGUAGUAGUGGCGGCGGAUUUAUGGCUGCGAAUGGCCAUGGCGGCGCUGGAGCUGGCGGUGGAGGCGCCAGCAGCAGGGCAGUUGGCGGAAGCCCCGCGACCUCGAUUACCGCCGCGGCGGCCACGGCUAUUGGGUCUGCGGAGCUGCCGCUCCGUCCUCAGGAGAGGCUGAGUAGAUGGGGAGGUUGCUUUGGAGGACUGUCCUGUUUUGGGUCACAAAAGAGAGGGAAACGAAUUGCUCCAGCUUCCCGAACUCCAGACGGGAAUGCAUCAUCUAGUCGUGUAAAUGGCCCUCAAUCUGCUGGAAUUUCUAGUGAAAAUACAAUUCUGAACUUGUCUAUUCUUGCCCCACCAUCAUCUCCAGCUUCUUUCACAAACUCAACACUCCCUUCGACAGCCCAAUCACCCAACUGUUUGUUGUCAAUGUCAGCAAUUUCACCUGGAGGACCAUCUUCAACCAUUUUUGCAACUGGGCCAUAUGCUCAUGAAACCCAAUUGGUCUCACCUCCUGUUUUCUCUACCUUUACAACUGAACCUUCCACUGCACCACUGACCCCUCCACCUGAACUCGCUCACCUUACAACUCCGUCAUCCCCAGAUGUGCCUUUUGCUCGGUUUCUGUCAUCAUCUCUGGACAUUAGAAGUGCUGCGAAAGAGAAUGGAAUGCCUUAUUUAUCAUCUAAUUAUGGUGUUGGAAGUGAAUUCCAGGCAAAUUAUCCUCUUUAUCCUGGAAGUCCUUCUAGUAGCCUCAUAUCACCUGCCUCUGGAACCCCAAGAACUGGGCUAUCAUCUCCUUUUCCAGAGAGGGAUACUCCUAGACAGUGGGAUUCUUCUGCAUCUGCCCAGGACUCACCAUGCUCCAGGAAUGGGGCAUCAAAGCUUUUUGGGCUUAAUUCAGCUGCAACGCGAAAUUUUAUACUAUGUCCAGAUUCCAGUUUCUUCUAUCCUGCAACAUCUGCUCAGUUUCACUUGGAUCAGGCACAGCAAUCAGCUCCUCAUAGUGGAGGAAGGCAUAGUAUAUCCAGGGAAGCUGAUGUCUACUCCAGUGGCAACAGACAUAGUAAAGCUUGCAAGCAAGAUGUGGAAGAGAUUGAAGCAUACAGAGCAUCAUUUGGAUUCAGUGCUGAUGAAAUCAUCACAACACAAAACUAUGUCGAGAUAUCAAAUGCAGUAGAUGAAUCAUUUACGAUAUCUCCAUUUGCAAAUAGUAAAACUGGGAUCGAUCCAUGUCACACUGAUGAGUUUGCCGACAAAGGGAAAAGGUUAUCCAAUUCACUUGAUCCAAUGAGCACAAAGCUAGUCACUGCUCAGCUUGAGGUUGGAGUGGAUGACAGUUCUGAUCAGGAUAACAUACAUGCAGGUUCUAAACCAAACUGUGUUUGUGAAAAUACCUCUCCUUCAGUUCAUGGUAAUAUUGACUCAGUUGGUGGGGAGGAAAUUAGUUCAAGGUCAUCAGCUGAUCUGGAACCUGGCAAGCGAGCACAUCCAGGACAGUCAUUCUCAGAUGCAGAAAUUGAUUAUAGGAGAGCGAGAAGUUUGAGAGAAGCCAAUGCCAAGCUCACCUGGCGCAACUCACUGAAUUAACUUGAUCUGUUUCUAUGCUAGUUAGAAGAAUGAUCGAAUUUCUCUAUGAUUAAGUUUUUGAGCUAGCCUUGAAAAUUUUCUUGCUGCUGAUUCAGUUCAUGACUACUUGUAGGUCUUAGCAGUGCGGUGCUGUGGUUACUGGCGAGUUCUUAGGACUCCUUUCCUGUAAUCAGAUUGUGAUUAUGAUGAAGACCUUAGUUCCGCUAAUUAUCUUGUACAGUACUAUCCUUUAGCCUUUGCUAUUUAUUAAGUGUAGGGGUUUUAGCUAA
Zingiber officinale is the source of this 2189-nucleotide messenger RNA. RefSeq lists its product as uncharacterized. NCBI's taxonomy places the organism in Eukaryota, Viridiplantae, Streptophyta, Magnoliopsida, Zingiberales, Zingiberaceae. The record is from RefSeq and is a predicted model, not a curated record. The coding region runs from base 358 to 1920 and encodes 520 amino acids. The transcript has 3 exons.